AUAGGUGACAAGGAUAAGAACUAUCAUCCUGAAGCUCUAGAGCGGCCAUCUCCCUGACUCUGAGUCACAGCUCUCAGGAUGGAGCAGGCAAUGCUGCAGAUGCUUGUUCUAUUGGUGCUGGGAACGCACUACCAGUGUGCCUCAGGUUUCCCGGUGUACGACUUCGACCCUUCCUCCCUGCAGGAAGCCCUCAAGGCCUCGGUGGCGAAGGUGAACUCGCAGUCCCUGAGUCCUUACCUGUUUCAGGCGACCAGGAACUCCUUGAAAAGAGUCAACGUCCUGGAUGAAGACACCGUGGUCAUGAACUUGGAGUUCAGUGUUCAGGAAACGACAUGCCUGAGAGAUUCUGGUGAUCCCUCCUCCUGCACAUUCCGAAGAGGUUACUAUGUGCCAACAGCUGCUUGCCGGAGCACCGUGCAGAUGUCCAAGGGGCAGGUGCAGGAUGUGUGGGCUCACUGCCGCUGGGCCUCCGCAUCCGAGUCCAACAGCAGUGAAGAGAUGAUUUUUGGGGACAUGCCAAGAUCCUAUAGACGGAGGAAUGAUUAUCUGCUGGGUUUUCUUACGGAUGAAUUGGAUGAAUUCAGAAAUGAACGAUUCCAGGACCGGUCACUUGAGAAUGUGAGAAGGCGACGUCUUCCUGCACAUAGAAGGUUCCAAAAUCCCCGUCAAAGAGCAAGAGCAAACUCUGGCUUUGAGUGA
Chionomys nivalis (European snow vole) is the source of this 699-nucleotide messenger RNA. It is a transcript of the gene Spp2, whose product is annotated as secreted phosphoprotein 2. The record is from RefSeq and is a predicted model, not a curated record. Gene Ontology annotation, cellular component: extracellular region. Bases 79 to 699 code for a protein of 206 amino acids. Lineage: Eukaryota; Metazoa; Chordata; Mammalia; Rodentia; Cricetidae. Gene Ontology annotation, biological process: bone remodeling. The transcript is spliced from 7 exons.